AUGAAUGUCGGUAGUAGCCUGUCAAAAGGCAUCUCAAUAUCUUCUCGAAUGUCAAGCCUGCUGGCUACGGUGUCUGUUUAUUCCUCUUUUCUUUAUACCGCUAUUUCUUUCUUGAAGUCAUUUCACUUUUCCUUCUUUGGUCUCCCUUUUUCCUUCAGAAUUAAUUCGUCAUAUGCCAUCCGUUUCAUGCACUUUCUAUGCAUCCAUUCUUCAUCCUUCAAACGAAUAAUUUUCUUUCUUUUCAUUCUUCGUCUUUCUUCAAUCAGUUUUUCAAUUUUUGUUCCCUCUAUUUUUAUUUUUAUUACCUCUUCUUAUUCGAAUAAAUAUUUCUUACCACUUCUUGCUCGGAUCCAUAUUUCUUACCUCUUCUUGUCCGGAUCCAUAUUUCUUAUCUAUUCAUAUACUGAUCGAUAUUUCUUACCACUUCUUAUCCAUAUUUCUUGCCUCUUCUUAUUCGGAUCCAUAUUUUUUACUUCUUCUUGUCAGGAUCCAUAUUUCUUACCUCUUCUUGUUCGGAUCCAUAUUUCUAACCUAUUCUGGUUCAGAUCGAUAUUUCUUGCCUCUUCUAAUUCGGAUAAAUAUUUCUUACCUCUUCUUGUUCGGAUCCAUAUUUCUUACAUCUUCUUAUUCAGAUCCAUACUUCUUACCUCUUCUUAUUAUGAUCCAUAUUUCUUACCUCUUCUAAUUCGGAUAAAUAUUUCUUACCUCUUCUUAUUCGGAUCCAUAUUUUUUACCCCUUCUAAUUCGGAUCCAUAUUUAUAA
This is a messenger RNA of Acanthosepion pharaonis, 762 nucleotides long. The record is from the annotation of a GenBank genome assembly. NCBI's taxonomy places the organism in Eukaryota, Metazoa, Mollusca, Cephalopoda, Sepiida, Sepiidae.